AUGAAGGCCUCUACUACUGCCGCCGCUGCUUCUCUGUCCUCAAGAUUGCAAAAGCUCGUCCCAUCCAGGAAGGUGAAAACGACUACAAACGUCAAUCAUUUCGAUGCGGCGACACUCGACAGAGGAUGGUUAAAUCCACGAGAGGAGGAGGAAACGUCACCGAUAAGCGUUCAGAUCUGUAUUUUUCAAGCUCGAUCUAUAAGCACUCAGGAAGGGAUGGCUAAAUCAACAGUUGAAAAUCGCAUACCAGAUGCAGAUCUAUAUCAUCGGGGAAGAGAGCUCCUUGAAGGAUUGGUAUCGUGA
This is a messenger RNA of Linum trigynum, 303 nucleotides long. Lineage: Eukaryota; Viridiplantae; Streptophyta; Magnoliopsida; Malpighiales; Linaceae. The record is from the annotation of a GenBank genome assembly.